This is a messenger RNA of Solanum pennellii, 567 nucleotides long. RefSeq lists its product as uncharacterized. Gene Ontology annotation, molecular function: protein binding. The record is from RefSeq and is a predicted model, not a curated record. Bases 1 to 567 code for a protein of 188 amino acids. NCBI's taxonomy places the organism in Eukaryota, Viridiplantae, Streptophyta, Magnoliopsida, Solanales, Solanaceae. The transcript has 2 exons.
AUGGCAAAUUGGUCUGGCCUUUCAUACGAUCUACUUGUUACGAUCGCGAAGCUUUUUACAGUGAUAGAUGAUUUCAUUGUAUUUGGUGCUGUUUGUAAAUCAUGGCGAACUGCUGCUACCAAAGAAAAUUUUGAUAUGUUAUCGCCUCAAAUUCCGUUACUCAUGCUAGCAUCUAAUGAAGAUGAUGAAUAUCGAGAAUUUUACUCUCUUACCAAAAAGAAAAUUUCACGAGUAUUUCUCCCUGAAGCGAAAGGGAUAACAUUGCAACCUUUCUCACGUGCCCAAAUCCAUCUUCCUCCAAUACGUGAAAAUAAUAAUUACGUGAUAAUUAACAACAUUGUGUUAUCUGCUAACCCUUCCUUCACAUCCAUUCAUGUUGUGAUGAGUUGUCAUUAUAAUAAGCAUGGACGUUAUUUGGCUUUUUGGCGACCUGGAGAUCUGUUAUGGAACAAAAUUGAUAUUGAAAAAUGUGGUGAAUUUAGGAAUAUACACUACUUAAAAGGACAAUUUUAUAUGAUCACACUUGAUCGAGUUUGGGUUAUUGAUGUUGCUAGGCCUAUUGGAUAG